Molecule: messenger RNA, 1233 nt
Organism: Penicillium samsonianum
Lineage: Eukaryota; Fungi; Ascomycota; Eurotiomycetes; Eurotiales; Aspergillaceae
Product: SET domain-containing protein
Exons: 3
Coding region: 1-1233 (410 amino acids)
Molecular function (GO): protein binding
Source: RefSeq, a predicted model, not a curated record
AUGGGUUCCUACACGGGCUUUGACAUUGUCCCACGCCUAUCAGAAGAGCUGGUGGACAAACACAAUUGGCAAAAAUUCUUGCAAUCCAUCAAAGAGCGUUACCAAAAUGAUGCUCAAGUCGAAGUGAAGCCUAACUACAUUGAAUUCAAUUCCGACCCGAACCUGCUGCUUCCAUUUGAAGGUCACAAGUUCCUACGUUUUGGCGCAACGAUCCCGAAUGAGGACUCCGGCGGAUUGAGGAACCAUAUCGAUACUGUCAGCCGGGUAGCCAGUUGCUACUUCGGAUCGAAAGUUCAUUGCUGGGAUGAGGGCUCAGGGUUGCCGGGUCAUUAUGUUCUUGAUGACGUGAAACGAUCGAUCAGGUCCUAUGAGCAGUUCGACGAACCGGAAAUGCCAACUACCAUAGCCCAGUUUGUGCUCGGUACUGAUCCAAUCCGCGAGCUGAAUAUACCACUAUAUGAAAUACAGCUAUUCCUCUCCUUGUAUAACAAUUUCCCUGGAAAGCAACCGUUCAGUGGCAUUGUCCGAACAAACGCUCUGCCAUGCGGCUCUGAAUCUCCAAUUGGAGGCAUUUAUCCUACAAUCUCGCGGUUCAACCACAGCUGUCUGCCUAACGCACAUAACAGCUGGGAAAGUGCCUCGGGGUUCGAAAAUAUCCAUGCCGUUCGAUUUAUCAGGGCGGGAGAAGAGAUCACCAUCCCAUAUAAUCAUGGGGGCACGUCAGACGAGCGACGUCGUCAUCUGAAGGAUGCAUUCGGCUUCGAUUGUGAUUGCAGCAUCUGCUCCAGGCAAGCCAAUGAACUGCAACAGAGUGACGAGCGCCGCCGGCAAAUUCAACGCCUCGACGCCGCAAUCGUUAAUGGGCUCCGCGUGAUGCAGAGCCCUAGGGACUGCCUCAAAGACUGCCAUGUCCUUCUGAAAAUUCUUGAAGAGGAGUUUGAAGGUAGUCAUGGUGCACAUCUCGCUAGGCUUUACUAUGAUGCUUUUCAGAUCUGCAUCGUGCACGGCGAUCAGGCGCGGGCUAGGACUUUUGCGGAGCGAUCGUAUAAAGCAAGGGUGGCCUAUGAGGGGGAGGACAACCCGGAGACAACAAGGAUCCAGAGGCUGAUGGAGGAUCCAACGGGACAUGCAAGUUUUGGAUUAUCGAUGAAAUGGAAGAGCUUGAAGGACCAGGUGCCUCGGGGGUUAGGUUCGGAUGAGUUUGAGAAGUGGUUGUGGAGACAGGACAAUUAG